Messenger RNA from Anisakis simplex (herring worm), 390 nucleotides. The record is from the annotation of a GenBank genome assembly. Lineage: Eukaryota; Metazoa; Nematoda; Chromadorea; Rhabditida; Anisakidae.
AUGAAACAGCAAUAUUCUUUGGGCCGACUUAUUCGCGAGCGAUACAUCGAGAGUGCCGAACAACCAUUGUUAUCUCCGACAUAUAAUGCAAAAGAAAUAUACGUUCGCAGCACAGACGUUAAUCGAACGUUGGUCAGUGCAAUGUCCAAUUUGGCUGGAAUGUACCCUUACGGUGUUCCCGGAUCAGACUACCCACAUAUUAAGAACGGUAGCUGGCCAGCUCACUGGACUCCAAUACCUGUGCAUACCGUCGAAUUCGAAACAGAUCACGUGAGAUCGGUAACGCAUUGGCAAAAUGUGAUCGCGCGCUACAACUGGAGGAACAAACUCGUUCCAGUAAAUUGUACCAAAAAUAUGCGAUGGAUAAUAAGGUUGGUGGUAAUUGUUUGA